Messenger RNA from Eublepharis macularius, 2938 nucleotides. It is a transcript of the gene SNX31, whose product is annotated as sorting nexin 31. Bases 581 to 1690 code for a protein of 369 amino acids. Gene Ontology annotation, molecular function: phosphatidylinositol binding. Gene Ontology annotation, cellular component: early endosome. Lineage: Eukaryota; Metazoa; Chordata; Lepidosauria; Squamata; Eublepharidae. The record is from RefSeq and is a predicted model, not a curated record. The transcript is spliced from 14 exons. Gene Ontology annotation, biological process: intracellular protein transport.
CAGUAUCCCGCUCUCGGAAGAGCUGCUGGAGAAGUUUGGUGGCCGCUAUGUGGUGAAGUAGCUUCCUGGGAGACGGGGUGGUGGUGGUGAUGGCGAUGGAGGAGGCGGCCCUCAGCCGUGGUUGGGGGACUUGCAGUCGAUGUAGGACGGAGAUAACGAGCAAAGCAAGAACUGGCCAGCUGGCGGGUUUGCAAUGCAAGGAGAGAGGGUGGACUUAUCUUUCACAAGUUCUAGGGAUGCCAACCUCCAGGUGGGGCCUGUAGAUCUCCCGGAAUUGCAACUGAUCUCCAGAAAACAGAUCAGUUCCCCUGGAGAAAAUGGCUGUUUCGAGAGUGGAUUCUAUGGCACUGUACCCCACUGAAGCCCCUCCCCAGGCUGCACUCCCGAAUCUCCAGAAAUUUCCAAACCCAGAGCGGCAACCUUACUUGAGGAGCGAAGGCUUUGAUGGUUGUACUCUGUGUAUUUGGAAGGCUUUAUUUUCUGCAAAGUACGUUACAGUCAGUUGCACUGCUGGAAUGAGCAGUUAAGACGUGUCUUUGGGAGAAGUGUCCCUUCAUUUCCUCCAAAGUUUUACCUUGCGAUGACGAAAUCAAUGGCGGAUGAAAGGAGGGCCCAGUUAGAACAAUAUCUACAGAAUGUGUCGAUUGAUACAACUGUUACAAACAGUGAUGUCUUUAUUAGUUUCUUUAGGAAAUUGCAAUUGGAUACAUUUAAACUCCAAAUCCAACAAGCCUUUCUAGAUGUUUACCUUGCUGAUGGGAGGCAUCUGAGAAUAGACAUUCAGACGUCAGACACUGCUGAAAGAGUGCUAGAGGUUGUGUCCUAUAAGAUAGAGCUCUCAAGAGAACUAAUGGGGUAUUUCAGUUUAUUUCUUAUUCAGGAUCACAACGAUGGGCAGCUUUCUGUGUUGAAAAAACUGGCAGAAUUUGAACUUCCCUAUGUGAGUCUUCGGGGUGUGAAAGACUCUUCUUGCAAGAUUGCGAUCAGAAAGUGGUAUAUGGACCCUUCCCUUGAUAAAAUGCUUAUGGAUUGUAGACCUUCUGUGAACUUACUUUAUAUACAGGCGCUGCAGGAAAUGGAGAAGAAGUGGAUAACACCCAGCGUUGGACAGAUGCAGAAGCUUCAGAUGCUACAAAAAGCACUAAACAAAAUUAAAUUUUUAGAGCUAGUUCAGGAGGUGCAGCACUACGGAUACACACAACUGGACCCUUGCUCCUGUAACUAUCCAGAAGUGGGAUGCACUGCAGCUAUUCACGUGGGAAAUAACGAGAUUAGCUGCUGCAUAAAGUUGCCUAGUAACCAGAUCGAAGAGGUCAGCUUCAAGAUCAGCAGGGUGAAGUGCUGGCAAGUCACAUUCCUAGGAUCUCUUUCAGGUCAAGGGCUUGAUGAGAUCUUGGAACUCAGGUUCCAGUACAAUGAUUCUGACACAUGGAGGUGGAUUGCCUUUAACACAAAGCAGGCAUUUCUCCUAAGUACUUGCUUAAAAAAAAUAAUAUCGGAGCAGCUGAUGAUGACAACCAAAAGGAAUCAAGAAAGGCAGAUUGAGCUGCCUGACGCAGGUAAAGCUAAGAAGCAAAGCAUUCAUCCGGGCCAGAUAUUUCAUUCUGGUUUUAUGCCAAGAAAAAGGCUGUCAAGUAGACCAAAUGAGGAUGACUGUGUGUUUGAGAAGAUAAGAGAAGAAGAUUUGUGAUCUACACCGUGAUAGUUGUUUCUCUUCUUCUUAUAAGGAACAGCCCAUAAAAGUGUGUAGCUUGCUUUGAUUGCCAGGGAGCACUCUUCGUUUUCCUUGAGAUAUAUAACAUUUUUGGUUUUGAUAAUUCAGAGCAUCAGUUCGCCACUCCUGGGAACCAUAAGUUGUACAAGUUGGAACAAGAAAUGUAAAUAUGUUAUGCAUAUAUUAGGUUUUAUUAAAGAUCCUGAGCUUUAGAAAUAGACACAUUUGACAUGAAUAAAAAUAAUUUAUUUUUCAAAAUUCUGGGAUUUUGGCAAACAAAUGUGGCUAUUGCAUUGUUCUCCACAGUUCCAUUCCAUGGAACACAAACUAUAAGAGAACUACACAGCUACAUUUCCAUGACUUCAGACGUUGGGGUAAAUUAUGUAUUGUGCCAGAUCUUUUGCAAGUGAAAGAUUAAAUGGCCUAAACAUUUUGGAUAUGACAUAUUAAUGAAACAAUGGGAAAAUAUGUGAUCAAAAUGGUUGAAAUUUACAUUAAGUUCUAGUCUUUAAGAGAAUUUUUAUAAGGUGAUAUAUCAUUGGUAUAUGACUCCUGAGAAACUGGCUGAAAUGUACAGGGAUACUUCGAGUCUAUGCUGGAAAUGCAAACAAGAAAAAAACAUUUUAUCAUAUGUGGUGGACUUGUAAGAAAGCAAAAAGAUUUUGGAUACAAAUACAACUAUUAAUCCAGAAGAUUUUAAAGACUGAUAACAGUUGAAACCAGAGUCUUUUCUUUUGGGAUUGAUGGACACUCAGCUGGAAAAGAAGUCAUGGAACUUUGUUUUUGUAUAUAACAAUGGCAGCGAGAUUGUUAUAUGCACAAAACUGGAAGAGUCCAACAUUGCUACAAUGGAGAAUGUUGGCAUUUACAACGAUGGCAAAACUUACUUCAUUGAUUAGAGAAAAGACAGUUAGUUUUAUUGUUGACUGGAAACCCUUUAUAGACUUUUUGCAUGAAAUAAAUAGUAAUGAUUUGAUGAUCUGUGGAAUAAGAAAUUUCAACAUUAGAAAAAAGAGGGCUUUUCUUUGUAAUGGGAGAGUAAAAGAAAAUUUGAUAAUUAUAUUUGUAACGGAGAAAAUCCGAAAACUCUUUUUAGUUCGUAUAGUUUCUUUGUUUUGUUAUGUUUAGUUGUCAUUCUUUGUUUUGUUAUUCUCUGUGUAGUUUUCUUUCUUGUUAGUUUAUUUCCUUUAUAUAAAAUUCAUAAUAAAAAACUUAGUAGGUAUA